This is a messenger RNA of Camelina sativa (false flax), 1297 nucleotides long. The record is from RefSeq and is a predicted model, not a curated record. NCBI's taxonomy places the organism in Eukaryota, Viridiplantae, Streptophyta, Magnoliopsida, Brassicales, Brassicaceae.
UUGCAGAAGAAAGAGAAUCUGAAUCCAAGGGCAGACAUGGCACCUGUGGUAUCCAAGAGGAAAUCUAUGCAAGCAACAACGACACGCUUGGUCAGCAGAAUUUGGGGAGAGUUUUAUUCUAAUUACUCUCCUGAGGAUUCAUUGCAGGCGAUUGGUGCAGCAAAUGAGAAGGUAGAGGUGGAAGACGAGGGAGAAAAUGGGGAGGAAGAGGUUGAAGAGGAAGGUGAAAAUGAAGAUGUUACGGAGGACACUGUAGCAAAACCUGCUGAAGUUCAAAAGCCUCAUACUCCUAAGAAAAUUCGAGCCAGUUCUGGAAAAAGGGAAAUACGAUGGGAUGGCGAGAGUCUAGGAAAAACAUCUGCUGGUGAGCCUCUCUAUCGACAAGCCCUUGUUGGAGGGGAAACAGUGGCUGUAGGUGGUGCUGUCACCUUGGAAGUUGAUGAUUCAGAUGAACUUCCGGCCAUCUAUUUUGUGGAGGACAUGUUCGAAAGUACAGAUCACUGCAAAAUGUUACAUGGUAGGUUCUUACAAAGAGGAUCUAAGACUGUUCUGGGGAAUGCAUCCAACGAGAGGGAACUAUUUCUGACUAAUGAAUGCACGACUGUACAGCUUAAAGACAUAAAAGGAAUAGUCGACUUUGAGAUUCGAUCAAGGCCAUGGGGGCAUCAGUAUAGGAAAGAGAACAUCGCUGCAGAUAAGCUUGACCGGGCAAGAGCAUUAGAAAGAAAAGCAAAAGAUUUGCCAACAGAAUACUACUGCAAAAGCUUGUACUCACCUGAGAGAGGGGGAUUCUUUAGUCUUCCACUAAGUGACAUUGGUCGCGGUUCUGGGUUCUGCAAUUCGUGUAAGAUAAGGGAGCAUAAAGAGGAGAGGUCUGCAAUUAAACUAAAUGUUUCAAAGACAGGCUUUUUCUCCAAUGGGAUUGAGUAUUCUGCUGAGGAUUUCGUCUAUGUCAACCCUGACUCAAUAGAUGGAUUGAAGGAGGAUAGCAGAACUGUUUUUAAGUCUGGGCGGAACAUUUCGUCUAUGUUCCUAGUCAGUCCUCUAGCAUCAGGGGUUUCCGGAUAGCUAUGAGUUCUCAGGGAACAUUAUACACAAGCAUAGGCAUAUUGGGAAUGCAGUUCCUCCACCAUUGGCGUUUGCUCUUGGUCGUAAGCUCAAAGAAGUCUCUUCAACAACAACCCUAAAUGAGAUUUAGAUUUGGCAUGUCCUUUUUAAUUACAGUAGUCAUUAUGAUCCUUCUCUUAAAUGAAACUCAGUUAUUGGUGCUGGUACUUUUAUAUAAAGAAAAAAGCCU